AUGGAGCGUUCGUCCGCAAGCAAAAACAUCCGUAACAGCAACAGCGACAUGGAGCCUCAAGCGAAAAAGGCCAAGACAGACAACACGGUAUCAUUAACCGAAGAGACGAAGGAAGGCGCUGAUGAUGAACAACGUCAACCUUCCUGGUUGCCCAAGGGUUGUUCUGUUGUACGUGUUCCUGUGUUGGGAAAGGAAGGUCUGAAAAAGUUGUUUGCUUUUCCUGCCACCCUGGUCUAUGACAAUCUUGCAUGUCUGCUUGGGCUAAAGCUCAAUCCGUGGACAGCUGAUUCCACAUCUGGUUGUGAAAGUCAACCUUGUCAUGGUGGGUGCCUAGAGGUUGAAAGCAAUGCUUUGGUGGAUCUUCAAAUCACAGACCAAAUGUGUUGUGCAUACGUGUACUUCUGCCGCAUGGGCUUUGUGGAAGGUAUUUUCACCGACCUCUCUGAAUUUUUGCUACGCCUUGCAGCCCCAGAUGAGUUGAUGCAACGGUACCAACUGGAUGUUGGAAAGUCUAACAUCAAGUUUGCAGUUCGUUCUUACAUUCAAAGCCUGGGGCGACAUGACUAUGGCCAACACACUGAUGUAGUUGGCUUCUUUGCAGAAUGGAUCUGGCCAAUUGAUCGUGUUCCUUUUGAUGCCAUUCUAAUUCCCCUGACAGAUCGACCUCCAUAUCCCUCCAAGAAAUUUGUUCGUUUGCAUCAAACGCCCGAGCAAACUGAAGCCCUACAAAAGCGACUGCAGAGAGAAGUCUGGAAACUGGAUGCUGUACAAAACGCCAUGCAGUCUGGAAGAGGACGCAAUAGCGAUACCAUUGAGUCUCUCCGACACUAUGUGAUUGGAUUGAUGAUGGAAGAACGUCUUCCGUACUAUAACAUUCCGAUUCUAGAAGCCGUCGGUGAGCCAAAGCAAGAAGACGAGGAGGAAGCAGGAGAUGGGACCACGGUUUCCAAUGCCCGAAAGAACGAGGACGGAUGA
Messenger RNA from Seminavis robusta, 975 nucleotides. The record is from the annotation of a GenBank genome assembly. NCBI's taxonomy places the organism in Eukaryota, Bacillariophyta, Bacillariophyceae, Naviculales, Naviculaceae.